AAAACAUUGAAACAUUCCUCAAAAAAAUAAAAAUAAAUAAUGAAACAAUCAUAAAAUAAAAAUCCCAAAGACGAAACCUGUGCGAGCCUUUCUUGCUUCCCGGAGACGGGAGAGGUUUUAUCAGUUAUCGCAGGGUUUUACCAAAACCUAACGAUGGCUCAGUCUUCCCGGUCCUCCGCUACGAGGCUUCUAUACUCAAUCUGCUGUUCAUCCACAAAAGAAGCUCUGUUGAAUCCUAAAUGCCCAGUGCUGACUCCCAUUGCAGCACUUUUUGGCAGGUUCCAGCUCGGCCGCCACUUCUCCGCCGGCAGCGCUGCCGCCACGCGGUUGAAGGAAGAGAAGGACGCAUUAUGGAAAGAUUCACUGGAGAGGGUUCGGAACAUCGGAAUUUCGGCCCAUAUUGACUCCGGGAAGACCACCCUCACGGAGCGGGUGCUUUUUUACACGGGUCGGAUCCAUGAGAUUCAUGAGGUCAGAGGCAAAGAUGGAGUUGGAGCUAAGAUGGAUUCUAUGGAUCUGGAAAGGGAAAAGGGGAUUACAAUUCAAUCUGCUGCCACGUACUGUACGUGGGCUGGCUACCAGGUGAACAUAAUUGAUACUCCUGGUCACGUCGAUUUCACCAUUGAAGUUGAGAGGGCUUUGCGUGUUCUUGAUGGUGCCAUUCUUGUACUCUGUAGCGUUGGUGGUGUGCAGAGUCAGUCAAUAACUGUUGAUCGGCAAAUGAGAAGAUAUGAGGUUCCAAGACUUGCUUUUAUCAAUAAACUUGACCGAAUGGGGGCCGACCCAUGGAAAGUUCUCAAUCAGGCAAGGUCCAAGCUUCGCCAUCAUGCUGCUGCAGUGCAAGUUCCUAUUGGUUUAGAAGAUGACUUCAAUGGUCUUAUUGACCUUGUGUAUAUGAAAGCUUACUACUUCCAUGGUCCUAGUGGAGAGGAGGUUGUCACAGAAGACAUUCCUUCAGAUAUGGAAUCAUUUGCUGCUGACAAGAGGCGUGAGCUCAUUGAAGUUGUCUCUGAGGUUGAUGAGAAGCUUGCGGAGUCAUUUUUGAAUGAUGAACCUAUAUCAAAUAACGACCUAGAGGAGGCAAUCCGUAGGGCGACAGUAGCGCGUGAAUUCGUCCCUGUAUUUAUGGGCAGUGCUUUCAAGAAUAAGGGUGUUCAACCUCUUCUUGACGGCGUUAUUAAAUAUCUCCCUUACCCUGUCGAAGUCGGUAACUAUGCUCUUGAUCAAAACAAUAAUGAAGAGAAGGUUAUGCUAACAGGAAGUCCAGCUGGUCCUCUUGUUGCCUUGGCUUUCAAAUUAGAAGAAGGACGAUUUGGUCAGCUAACGUAUUUAAGAAUUUAUGAAGGUGUAAUUAGGAAGGGUGACUUCAUAAUCAAUGUCAAUACAGGAAAGAAGAUCAAGGUUCCUCGCUUGGUACGAAUGCAUUCAAAUGAGAUGGAGGACAUUCAAGAAGCACAUGCUGGACAAAUAGUUGCUGUAUUUGGUGUAGAUUGUGCAACAGGGGAUACUUUCACAGACGGAUCUGUAAGAUACACCAUGACUUCUAUGAAUGUACCUGAACCAGUGAUGUCUUUAGCAGUUUCACCUAUUUCUAAAGAUUCUGGAGGACAAUUCUCAAAAGCUCUAAAUCGCUUCCAGAAAGAGGACCCAACUUUCCGAGUAGGCCUAGAUCCCGAGAGUGGCCAGACAAUUAUUUCUGGAAUGGGUGAACUGCAUCUGGAUAUAUAUGUUGAGCGUAUCCGAAGAGAAUACAAGGUUGAAGCAACAGUUGGAAAACCUCGAGUAAACUUCAGAGAAACUAUCACCCAACGUGCUGAGUUUGAUUAUUUACACAAGAAACAAAGUGGAGGACAAGGUCAAUAUGGCAGAGUAACUGGCUAUGUGGAGCCACUUGAACCUGGGUGCUCAUCAAAGUUUGAAUUUGAUAAUAUUAUAGUGGGACAAGCUAUACCAUCAAACUUUGUCCCUGCAAUUGAGAAGGGCUUUAAGGAAGCCGCUAACUCGGGUUCGUUGAUUGGUCAUCCAGUAGAGAAUAUUCGUGUUGUCUUGACAGACGGUGCUUCACAUGCUGUUGAUUCCAGUGAACUUGCAUUCAAACUUGCAGCAAUUUAUGCCUUUAGACAGUGUUAUUCAGCAGCACGGCCCGUCAUACUGGAACCUGUGAUGCUUGUUGAAAUAAAAGCACCAACAGAAUUCCAGGGCUCUGUCACUGGUGAUAUUAACAAGAGGAAAGGUGUCAUUGUUGGUAAUGACCAGGAAGGAGAUGAUUCUGUGAUUACUGCUCAUGUUCCUCUCAAUAAUAUGUUCGGAUACUCAACCUCUCUUCGGUCAAUGACACAGGGUAAAGGGGAGUUCACGAUGGAGUACAAAGAACAUUCAGCAGUUUCUCAUGACGUCCAAACACAAUUGGUUAACACAUACAAGGCGGCCAAGGGAACUGAAUAGAGUUCAUCUUUCAUUCUUUGAUCAAAACCGUGAUUUCUUUGAUGUAAAUUGUGGGUGUGUGACAUGUGAUAGUUGAGAUCAAAGCGUGUUAGGAACAUUCAGCAGUUCGUUAUAAUGAUCAUGAAUAAUUUUUUUUAUUUAUUACAUAUGCCCUUUUUGUCAAAUGCUGCCACUGUCACAAAUGCCCACUGGCUAAUGAAGUCUGGUUUUAUCAUUAGUGCCGAUGCCCGAGUUCAGUGUUCAUUGAAACCUAAUCUUAAAUCUUGAUGGCUUGAACCUGCCCCCUAAGGCAUGGAAAGACUCCAAGCUAAUCUGAGGUGGUGUACAAUCCCAUGGUAUCUCUAGAAGGCCUAUGCUACUCAGGAUGACUGAUGUGGCCAGAUUUCUGCAAACAGAAUCAUUAAUUAUAUCAGAAUAUCAGAUGGUCAUAUGUUCCAUUGGUCUCUGUGACUUGCUCUGGAUAUGCAAAUCUCAUAUACUACUUGGACUUAGGUAACCUAGGGUUAGACUUGGUUUGGUUCUGGUUUUAGACUGGCUGGUUCCGUGUACAAUAACAGAGCCUGUAAAUGGGCCCGGAAAUAACAGGUAUUUUUCAAUUUCAAUCAUGGGCUCCUUUUUAUUGAAGAAAUAGUUGGCUGAUAAUUAGAUAUAGAGUUGGUUUGGUUUAGUUUGGUUUGGUUUGGUUUGUUGCUACUAAAAAAGCAGUGAGCUGAGCUAAAAAGAAGUUGCAAUAGUCCAAGAGUCAUCUCCUGGUCCAAACAUGACUCUUGUUUGAAGUCAACUAGAUUUUCACUCGUGCGAUGUACAAAAUAAUAGAGUAAAAAAAAUUAAUAUGUAUUUUGAUUAAUAGUUUUUGCAAGUUGUUUAAGU
Messenger RNA from Cuscuta epithymum, 3315 nucleotides. The record is from the annotation of a GenBank genome assembly. Lineage: Eukaryota; Viridiplantae; Streptophyta; Magnoliopsida; Solanales; Convolvulaceae.